UCGUCUCUGUCAUCUCUUCUCGGCCUCCAACUGCGCUUGGAUGUUUCUUCACCCUGACAAACCGAAGUAGAAACAAACAAACAAACAAACAAAACAAUUUACGUCUUCACAAAUCUGCCAUUAAGUCUUAAAUCAUAAGGUAUGACUUCGUCCACUCCUCCCUCCUCUCGUAGUCCUUCCCCUCAGAAAGUCUGCCAUUCUCAGACUCAGACAGAUGUCCUGAAGCCGCUGCUGGGUGGAGGUGUUGCAGGAGGCGCUGCAGCAUUGAGGAGGCGACGGCGUGUCUUAUCUAAGGAUGGGCGAAGCAAUGUGCGCAUUGAGCAUGUCAGUGGUCGUGGAGCUCUCUACCUUCGUGACCUCUGGACGACCUUUCUGGACAUGCAGUGGCGCUACAAGCUUUUCCUAUUCUCGGCCACGUUUGCAGGGACCUGGUUUGCUUUUGGUGUGCUGUGGUAUCUUGUGGCACUGGUGCACGGAGACCUGCUGGAGUUUGACCCUCCAUCCAACCACACCCCCUGUGUGAUGCAGGUCCAGACACUGACAGGAGCAUUCCUCUUCUCUCUGGAAUCACAGACUACAAUUGGCUACGGUUUCCGGUGUAUCACAGAGGAAUGUCCAGUCGCCAUCAUUCUUCUCAUAGUGCAGCUAGUUAUUACAAUGGUGAUGGAGAUCUUCAUCACAGGGACUUUUCUUGCCAAGGUUGCUCGGCCAAAAAAGCGUGGUGAAACAGUGAAGUUCAGUCAGCACGCAGUUGUGGCCAAUCAUGAGGGCCAACCAUGUCUUAUGAUCCGUGUAGCCAACAUGAGAAAGAGCCUGCUGUUGGGAUGCCAGGUAACUGGGAAGCUGCUGCAGACAUCUCUGACAAAAGAGGGUGAGACAGUUCGGUUGGACCAGAGGAAUGUGGCUUUUCAGGUGGACACCGCUACUGACAGCCCUUUCCUCAUUCUCCCUCUCACCUUCUACCAUGUCAUUGAUAACAACAGCCCUCUCCGCCCUUUGGCUGCCAAGGGUGGAGGCUGGUCCGACCCAGAAAUGGCAGACUUUGAACUGCUGGUAAUAAUGAGUGCCACAGUGGAGCCCACAUCAGCCACUUGCCAGGUGCGAACCUCCUAUUUACCUGACGAAAUCCUGUGGGGCUACGAGUUCCCCCCUGUCGUCUCGCUCUCCCCAACAGGGAAAUACGUGGCUGACUUCGCCUUCUUCGACAAAGUGGCCAAGACCAAGACCCCUCCAUCCUUUAAGCAGACCUCUCCUUCUAACCCAGGCUCGGACAGUAGCCAAAAUGGAGGAGGAGGAAAGGAUCAGGAGAAGAUGAGGCUUGAGGAGAAUAACAGGGAGGAGAGGGGGCGUGAUAGAGGGAGGAUACGGAAUAGCAGCCCACUUAGCGUUCGCAUUAGUAAUGUUUAGUAAAAGAGAGACAGGGAAGGAAAAAGAGAGAGAAGGAAUCUGACUAACCAUAAGCUACUAGAAGCAGAAGAAUCUAAGAAGUUCACCAUAAAUCCUUUAUCAGAAGACACAUUUUUCACAUACACAUACACUGGGACUGUUAAGUGUGAACAUUGGCAUUACCAUCUUCUGGCUAAAAUUAGUCUCACCUGAACACUGGCCUCGUUUCAAGAAUGCUUGAUUUUCUUUAUUAUACUUUUAGUUUCAUGACUUGGACAACGACAAGAAUAUGCAAAGACUGGUUUAAGACGUCAUUAGAUAAUGAAGCACUGUACUGAAGGAUCAGGGGAACUGUAUCCUGGGACUUGUCUUUGAAUUCCAUAUUGAUGGACUGAACUAAAAGGAUGCUAUUAUGUUACAUGUGUAUAUAUUUGUACCUAACAGUGCCAGUUUGAAUACUCAAACCUUGAGUAUAGACCUAGUUUUUUAUUUUGAGAUUUUUUUAGUCCCUGCAGCAAACAUAUUGAUGCAGUAUGUUAACAAUACUAAAUGCACUUUAACUCUGUGAAAGGUUCUCUCUAGUUUCUGUUCCAAAAGCACUACUAACUGGUGUAAAUUGCAUGGUGCAUAGGUGUUUUGUUGUUACAAGCAUGUGUGGGUGUUUCUGUGAAGCUGGGCUUGUUGCAAGGUGUAAGGAAAUGAAGGCUGUAUUCAACAAAAUAUUUUUAGAAAUGUAUAAAAUGUAUAGAGCUUCAGAGAUUAUUAUUAUUAUUAUUAUUAUUAUUAUUAUUAUUAUUAUUAUUAUUAUUAUUAUUAUUGAAACAUGGAUGAGAUUUCUUUGGCACUAAAAACAAAUGAAAGUGGUAUGAUGUGAUCUAUCCUACUUGUGGGAAGAAAAUAUUUUUGUUCUAAUGUUUGUGAUAGAGUUCAGUUUUAAAAACUGGGCCAAUAUCACCUUAAUGUCUAAUGCCUUUAAAAGACCAUUUUUAAUAAAUAAUGUAUUCAGAAGCA
Messenger RNA from Tachysurus vachellii, 2397 nucleotides. It is a transcript of the gene kcnj10a, whose product is annotated as potassium inwardly rectifying channel subfamily J member 10a. Gene Ontology annotation, biological process: potassium ion import across plasma membrane; regulation of monoatomic ion transmembrane transport. The coding region runs from base 142 to 1407 and encodes 421 amino acids. The record is from RefSeq and is a predicted model, not a curated record. Gene Ontology annotation, molecular function: inward rectifier potassium channel activity. NCBI's taxonomy places the organism in Eukaryota, Metazoa, Chordata, Actinopteri, Siluriformes, Bagridae. The transcript is spliced from 6 exons. Gene Ontology annotation, cellular component: plasma membrane.